This is a messenger RNA of Labrus bergylta (ballan wrasse), 1354 nucleotides long. RefSeq names its product calmodulin-like 4a (gene calml4a). NCBI's taxonomy places the organism in Eukaryota, Metazoa, Chordata, Actinopteri, Labriformes, Labridae. The record is from RefSeq and is a predicted model, not a curated record. Gene Ontology annotation, molecular function: calcium ion binding. Gene Ontology annotation, cellular component: myosin II complex.
ACAGGGGUGGAGGAACAGGUGACGUUGCUGAGAGAGAAAAUAGUCUCCUUCCUGGAACGAAACAAAGCAACUACGACAAUGGCGAAAUUCUUCACACCAGCUCAAAUCAACGAGUUCAAGGAGUGCUUCUCCCUUUACGACAAGAAGCAAAAGGGAAAGAUUGAUGCCAAAGAUCUGAUCACAGUUAUGCGCUGUCUGGGUACAAGCCCCACGUUUGGUGAAAUCGAAAGACAUCUGCAAGUUCACAAAAUUGAAAAGAAAGGAGAGCUGGACUUCUCUACCUUCCUGACAAUGAUGCACAGACAGAUGCAACAGGAAGACCCCAAAGCAGAAAUCCUGGAGGCCUUGAGGAUGACAGAUAAGCAGAAGAAAGGAUACAUCCAGGCGUCCGAGCUGCGGGCCAAGCUCACCAUGCUAGGAGAGAAACUCACAAACAAAGAAGUGGAUGAGCUCUUCAAAGAGGCACACAUCAAGUCAAACGGGGUUAUCAAGUACGAGGAGUUCACGCAGAUGGUGACGCUGCCACCUGUUGAUUACUGAAACUCAUGGAUAUAAAAACAGCUGCAAUGAUGGAGAACUGACCUGAAAUACACUGAGCACACACAUGAUAGAAAAACUGUGACGCACUGCUAUUAAACUAUAAUAAAACAAACACUAUAUGGUAUGGUUGAGCACCUUAUGUGAAAGCCUGAACAUCCACCAUAAUGCAUUAUUUAGAUAGAAUAUCCUGUUUGAUCUUUAAUGCAUGGACUUCUCAUCUGUUGAACUAUAAAAAAAAAACCUUCAUGCUGCUUCUUCGUAUGGCGCUCUCAACUUUCCACUCAUCAGUAUUUAGUUGAAUCUGUCCUAAACUGUGAGCAUGGAGUUUUAUUAAUUUUAUUACCUGACUAGAAAUCACAUUUUUUAACACCCUUUUCAAAUCCCUCAACCAUAUCUUUUUAGUAUAAUGAGAGACAAAGCAUUCACAAUUUUCAUGUAUUUUCACAUCUGUUCAAAUUGAACUACAUAGGCGCCUUACAUUUUGCAAGAUUUACAAGUUUAGUUCCAAAGUAAAAAGCACAGUAUAUAAAUAUCAUGUGAUGACACAUAAAUGAGAAAGAAAUGUAUAACACACAACAUAUAUCAUCACUGAUAAAGAAAUGAGCAACACUUUAUCAAUAUGUCAUUUUUUUUGUGGUUUAUGAACAGUUCAUUUAGAUAACAUUUUCAAUGGGGGUUUGUUUGUGUAGAGAUUGAAAUAAUGCAUCCCUGUGAAGAUAUCAGCAACAACCUUAAUCUAUUUCAGAAACCCAAUCUAGUGUAUUUCAGUAUUAUUAUCAUAGAAUCGGCUAAUAAAAAGACUCUUGAUAUUGUG